Messenger RNA from Carassius carassius (crucian carp), 814 nucleotides. RefSeq lists its product as uncharacterized. The coding region runs from base 6 to 677 and encodes 223 amino acids. The record is from RefSeq and is a predicted model, not a curated record. NCBI's taxonomy places the organism in Eukaryota, Metazoa, Chordata, Actinopteri, Cypriniformes, Cyprinidae. The transcript is spliced from 6 exons.
UCCUGAUGGACCAAGACGUGCAAGUGUCUGCUCUGAUAACAGACAGAAAUCGGCAGGUGGCCAAGUGGGUCCGUGAGAAAAUGUGUUCAGAAGGAACAAGGCAUUUCUUUGACGUCUGGCAUAUUGGGAAAAGUGUACAGAAAGCACUGGAUGCUGCUGCAAAAGAGAGGGACUGUGAGGAUCUGAAGCUGUGGAGGCCUGCCAUUAUCAACCAUCUCUACUGGACCGCAGCUUCCACCCCUACAGGAGAUCCAGAUGAGAUGCAGGCAAAAUGGCAGAGUAUGAUAAAUCAUGUACAGGACAUACAUGAACACAGCACUCCUGCAUUUACCAGCUGCGCACAUCCACCGUUGGAAGGAGAGGCAAGAAACAAGGAGUGGCUGGAACCAGGAUCACCAGCAGCCACUAAACUGGAGAGUGUAGCUGCCAGGAAAGCACUGGUAAAGGAUAUUCGACAAUUGUCACCUCAGCAUCAGACAUUCUCCCUGGAGGCCUACCAUUCCCUUAUUCUGCACUUUGCUCCCAAACACACUGGCUUUUCUUUUCUUGGGAUGUACAGCAUACUUUUCUUGGCAGCCCUACAUUUCAAUAGUAAUGGCAACAGAGAUGUAGCGCGAACUAGUGAGGUUGAGGGACGCUACGCUGUUCGCUACCCACGGUUUCGGAAAGGUGGCUGAGUAGUCCACCCCAUCAAGGAGAAACCAUCUUACGGAUACGCAACAAAUCUUAUGGUCUCUCUGGUAGAGGGAUACUGCAAGUCACCACAGGCCCUACAAGAAAGCAGUGCCAUCUUGUCCUCUGCUGCACCGCCCCC